This is a messenger RNA of Cryptotermes secundus, 2675 nucleotides long. RefSeq lists its product as uncharacterized. The record is from RefSeq and is a predicted model, not a curated record. Lineage: Eukaryota; Metazoa; Arthropoda; Insecta; Blattodea; Kalotermitidae. The transcript is spliced from 6 exons. Bases 886 to 2142 code for a protein of 418 amino acids.
CGCAUAUUUGACACGGCUGCUCUGACGGUUCAAGAGUUCGGGUUCUUUGAACGAUAAGCAAUUCGAUAAGUGAGGAACCGCAUUCACUACAAGACACAAUUCCAUGGAGAGACACGACUGACGGAUCGCUGUCUGAAUUAGACAAGUGCUACAGUCUCGACUGAGACAGGAAGACGAACACGAGCGAUUGAAAUUGUAAGUACUCUGAAGGGCACGAUCGUGAUCUGUUUCAGGGUGUAGCGUGUUUAUAACAUCUCUGUGUCCGUGUCACCAUCACGAGAAAGUCACUAGAUUCCAUUUUCAACAGGAGAUUAUAAAUAAAAUGUCUACUUCGCUGAACAUGCACGCGUUUUCUUCCGCAAAUUCGAUGAUCUUGAUAAUAUUCCAAUGACUUAUCUCCAGGACGCAAGUUCACAGUGUCACCGGUUUCAUGACAUUCAUGUGAAUUGGUACGGGUGUGACUUGAAGCAGUCGUGGCCUAUUUCUAUGUUAUAGUGACUUUAAUUCUCCAAGAAAGAAUGCGAAAGAGCCAGAAGCGUGUGGGAUGAGUGUUUCAGAAGGAAUUGAAGAAUUUCCGUCUUUGAAGGUUCCUAGGCGGUGCUGAUUUGUCCUUCAGGUAGAGGCAGACUGUAGAAAAGGUACAAGGCCACGGAAGCAAUGACGGGGUACGUAAAGCCGUCAGAUUAGCAACGAUAAGGUCUGUUUUCCUUUUUUCAAGAAAUACAUAGAAUGACUUGCUGAUCUCCAGGCGACAGCAGUAACAAGUCUGGGGCUGCACUGCACGAGAUGCUCACGUAACAUACUCGAAACGGCUGAGACCGUUGAGACUGCCUUCAGCUCUAGUGACGCAAGCUCACGACCACUACUUGUUCGUACAGGUGAGACAUGAAUUCAGGACCAGACCCUUUAGAGACAUCAUCAUCAUGGCUACACAAGAAAUUUCUGGAAACAGCCCUGAGGAAGGGCGACAACACCCCAAAGUUAAGAGUCACAAGUUAUGACGUCAAGCUGGCCGUCGGUAAAGGAGACAACUACUGCAGCGACCUAUUCCGAGUCAAGAUUCAUACUGCAGAUGGAAAGGUUUUCAAUUUGAUCGUUAAGAAGGAGUUGGAUGCUGAGGGAGAAUUUGGCAAAAUUUUGCAAAAAUCAUCGGCCUUCUUGAGAGAGACACACAUGUACAGAAGUGCGGCUGUAAGGAUGGCCAACAUACUGCAGGAAAUGUCACCAGGUGAGUGCUCACAGUUCGCGGCGCGCUAUCUGUACUCCUGUCCGGGAACCAUAGUGAUGCAAGACCUGCGUGCUGAAGGCUUCAAAAUGGCAGAGCGUCGACAGGGACUAGACUUCUCUCACUGUUUGCUCGUAAUGCGCAUGCUCGCCAGGUUCCACGCUGCUUCCGUUGUUCUUCACGACAGGGACCUUGAAACAAUGUCCCUUUACGACAAGAGUGCCUUCUCUGAUCCCGAGAUGCAGGAGGGCAUACAAAAAUUUGUUUCUGGUACCUUCCGGACAGUGGUGAAGGCCGUGCAGACCUGGCCGGGAUUUGCAGACCGCUAUGCAGGAAAGCUCGACGCUCUAGCGGACUCCAUGUUGGACCGCAUCAUACAGGUCACCCAGAGGGACGAUACCGCCUUCAACGUGCUCAUACACGGUGACCUUUGGGUCAACAAUAUUCUCUUCCGGUACUCCGACGGCCCUGUAGACGUCCGGUUCGUAGACUUCCAGAUUCCGCAUUUUACCUCGCCAGCCAUCGACUUGCAGUACUUCUUCAGCACGAGCCCGUGCGAGGACGUGAGGGAGAACCACCUGGACAGCUUGAUGAAGGAAUACCACAACACCCUCUGUGAAUGCCUGAACGCCAUGGGCUACUCCCAUAAGCACAUCACUCUGGAAGAUCUGUGGAAGGAAUAUAACAACAAGGCACUGUAUGGGCUCUUUGGGGCAUGCUGUGUGUUACCCAUUGUUCUGGCGGACAAAGGUUUCGAUAUAGAUGCAAUUUUGAAAUCAGGGAUUGGAGAGGAGAUUGAGGUAGUCAAUGGGGACACUUAUAAGAAGGCCCUGCAGCGAAUGUUGCCCAAAUUUGAAGAGAAUGGAGUGUUUCUGUCUGGAGAAAUUUCAUCAACUCACGAGUUUCAGAAUGCAUAGAGCUAUACCUCCACGCCCUCGUACUUCUUCAUAUCGUGGUGUUUGUUAUAGCACCGGCACGGCCUCAUCCCCACGUCCAUUUUUUACUUCUUUCCAACUUCGUGUAAAGUAGGGCUUAUGAGUACCAGAAUAACUCUGUGUCAAUGUAGUGACUAUGCUACUGCCUGAACUACCACGGAAUCCAGGCUCGAUUCCCGGCAGGUAUUAAAGGUUUUCUCUUCUCCAGAUCCGCUGUGGUACUCAUCAAAUCCCCUAUUCAGUGGAUACUGAUGUCCUCUUCCUGUUGGAGUAACGCGGCAGGAGCGUGCGGCUGGCCACUGACCUACAUCAUAUAUCUCCAUUCCUCCAUACGUCUUCUUGCUGUGGUGUUUAAUUAAGCACAGGGACAACGUUACGCUCCGUUUCCCUUCGAAUUAUUUUAAGGUCCUCACUGCUAUAUAUUAGACCCGGCAGAAGAAAAGUUUUUAAAUAAAUGUUCCUUUUUUUUUCACUGGCUCUAUAGCCCCCUUGGGCCCUGGCCUCUGAUUUUCAAU